This is a messenger RNA of Polypterus senegalus (gray bichir), 1488 nucleotides long. It is a transcript of the gene ucmaa, whose product is annotated as upper zone of growth plate and cartilage matrix associated a. The record is from RefSeq and is a predicted model, not a curated record. Gene Ontology annotation, biological process: regulation of osteoblast differentiation; embryonic skeletal system development. Bases 174 to 590 code for a protein of 138 amino acids. The transcript is spliced from 5 exons. NCBI's taxonomy places the organism in Eukaryota, Metazoa, Chordata, Cladistia, Polypteriformes, Polypteridae. Gene Ontology annotation, cellular component: extracellular matrix.
AUCCCGCACUAGAACGCUGGACGCUGCCCGUGAGCUGGGGCCUGCUGCCCCUCCCCUUAGCACGACAUUUCAGCUCUGUGCCUUCCUAACUGACACAUGAGGAAUUUCCAACCUGGACUUGCAGACUUGCCUCAUUCACCAUUGUUCUGAUCCUUUAGCGGGAGCUCAGCAAAAUGAACUGGAAGCGGGUCAUCCUCGUGUGUGCGUUUGCACUGGUUUUAAUUCUCGCAAUUGCUAAAGAAGCUGAAAGUGCAUCAGUUAAAGCGAAUCCAGCUGCGAGUAAAGAAAAUCAGGAAGAAGUUAAAAAGGGGAUUUUCAUGCCAGAAGCUGAAGCGUCUAAGUUUUUUAAGCGACGUGCCAAGAGAUCCCCCAAAUCCAAAGACGAGAUGAAUGCAGAGAACAGACAAAGACUAGCUGCUGAUGAACGGAGAAGGGAGUAUUAUGAAGAACAGCGAAAUGAAUAUGAAAACUAUGUAGAGGAGGAACGUGAUGAGCAGUAUGAGAGAACCCGUGAAAAAACUGAACAAUGGCGUGAAUGGCACUAUGAUGGCCUCUACCCACCAUACGAGUACAAUCGUCACCAUGUUUAAAAGUGGGCACUGACAGGAGUGCCUGAAAAGGACAAAAGACAUGAAAUAUAUAUUUGAUUGAUGUACCUUAUUUAAUAAUGCCAUGCCAAUCUGUUCAGUUUUAAACUGAUGUCUUUUUUAUUCAGCUUUAUAUAGAUUUAGUCUUUGGGUUAAUACAUCAAAAUCAAAAAAAUCAUUGUUACUAAAAUAUGGUAAAAAUGUGAUUGUACAAAUGUAACGGUACUAUGGAUAUUGUAUCAUUAACUACUUUUUUAAAAUAAAAUAUAAAGCACAGCCCCCUCUUCUGGCUAAAACAUGUAGAUGAACUGUAUAGCAUACUCAUUCCAAAAGCAUUUGUUUUUAAGUUGACACAACCAAAAUGGGCCCAUUUAUCAGCACUUGAAAUGGACCAGACAAAUCUAAAAUAUGAGUAUGCAAAACAGCAAAAAAGGCACAAAUUUGGCUGUGCUUAAUAUUUCAUUUGAAGUACUGUUAAGACUGAUUACAUAAACUACAUUACAUGUAAUCUGAAUAAAUAUUGUAAUCCCAGCAAAUAUCAUCAGGUUUUAAUUGCUAAACUAUUUAAGUAGCUAACCAGUCUGUCUUUAAAUCAGCAGUUCAGGUUGUCACUAUUAGUAGAAGGCUAGUAGAAAAUAUUCAACAUCAAAGUAAAGCUUGACCAUAUUCUCUUUAAAAAGAUGUUCACACCAAACUAGUAAAUAAUGAAGCUUUGUUGGAGUUAGCUUGUUUACAACAUUGAAUAAUUUUGACAUGCAGUAUAAUCUUCCAUAUAAAACAUUUAAAAAUCAUGUUUCACCAACCAUUCAUUUAUUCUCUGAACCUGCUUAUCCAAUUUCUGGGUUACGAGGAGCCAGAGACUUUCCCAGCAUCAUUAAGUUGAAAGAGGAAAAAAAAAAAA